UGAGCACGAGUAUAUUUUGUUUCUCAAUUCAACCAAGUUUUUUCGUUCAUCUUCAGCCGCGAAUUUCGUUGGUUUCCACCAUUUUCAAGUCUCAAAACUUUUUUACUUCCCUUCACUUUGUUCCAGUCAAGUAGCAAAUUCACUUGGAAUUCAAUAUUUUUUGGUUUAGGUCACUCUGAUUCAAGCAUUUCAUCAAGCAUAAAAAUGGCGUCUCUAAAUUCACUUCCUUUUAUGAUUGAAACAAGGUGUUCACUUCAUACAUCAAGUGGAUCUAAUCCCCUUUCAAAUCAACGCAGAAAGCCUUUAGAUUGUGGUAGUUUUCUUAAAUUUAUGGACCAUAAUAGUAAUACGCUAUCAUCUUUGUGCUGUGUAAAAUUAGUGAGUGGUUCUAGAAGAAUUGAUUCGUGGAGAAAUACUUCUUUGAAGGCAACUGAAAAUGAGUCAAGUGAAAGUGAAGAUAACAGAGAAGCUGAAGAUGCUAUUCAGGCUACCAUUGACAAGAGCAGUAAGGUUUUAGCUAUGCAGAAAGAGCUUCUUAAACAGAUUGCUGAAAGGAAGAAACUGAUUUCAUCAAUCAAAAGUAGUAUGAUCAACCCUGAUGAUGAGCCAUCUACUAAAGAUGGUGACAACUCUUCUCCAAAUGUUGCUCGUGGUGCAACUAAGACAACUUUUAAAAAGGAGUAUGACAGUAGUACAAGUUCUGCUAGAAAAGAUGAUUCAAUUUCUAGCAAGGUUGAGAAAGACCAGCUACAAGGUCCUGUAAAUUCAAAUGUAGGGAGAAAUGAACAAGAUAAAUCUCCAUUGAAAAUGCCUAAUCUUGAGUCCUCUGUGGUCAAAGAAGUCUUAACUACAAAGAAGGACUCAAAUAUAUCAAAUGGAAGCCUCGUUGGAAAAAAGGAAAGGGAAACCACAAGAAGUUUUUCACGUGAAAAAAAUGCUAAUAGUGUAGAUACAUCAAAAGGAAAAGAUGAAAAGACUAUGCUGCCAGGUUUUGCAUUAAGUACUUACAAAUCUUCUAGUAUAAACAAUGAAAAGAAUAAACAAUUGGCAGAAUCAUCCUUCAUGGAGCGGAAUGAGCAGGUGAAUGAUCCUGCGCGUCAACAUGAGAAGCUUCCACCUCUUGCUGGAGCAAAUGUGAUGAAUGUAAUCUUGGUUGCUGCCGAAUGUGCACCAUGGUGUAAAACAGGUGGGCUUGGAGAUGUUGCUGGGGCCUUGCCUAAAGCUUUGGCUCGCCGCGGGCAUCGUGUAAUGGUUGUCAUACCUCGAUAUGGUGAUUAUGCUGAUUGUCAAGAUACAGGUGAAAGGAAAAGAUACAAAGUACAUGGCCAGGAUAUGGAAGUAUCAUAUUUCCAAACAUAUAUUGAUGGUGUGGAUUUUGUAUUCAUUGACACCCCAAUGUUUCGCCAUCUUGGGAACGAUAUAUAUGGAGGAAGUAGACUGGACAUCUUGAAACGUAUGAUUCUGUUUUGCAAGGCGGCAGUUGAGGUUCCUUGGCAUGUUCCUUGUGGAGGUGUGUGCUACGGCGAUGGAAAUUUAGUUUUCAUUGCUAAUGAUUGGCAUACUGCACUGCUCCCUGUGUAUUUGAAGGCAUACUAUCGGGACAAUGGACUGAUGAAGUACACACGAUCAGUGCUUGUUAUCCACAAUAUAGCACAUCAGGGCCGGGGUCCAGUAGAUGACUUCUCUUAUGUGGACCUUCCUUCACACUAUAUUGACUACUUCAAGCUGUAUGAUCCUGUUGGUGGGGAGCAUUUUAAUAUCUUUGCUGCUGGUCUGAAGGCUGCGGAUCGUAUUUUGACUGUUAGUCAUGGAUAUGCCUGGGAGUUGAAAACACAGGAGGGUGGUUGGGGUUUACAUGAGAUCAUUAACCAGAAUGAUUGGAAAUUGAAAGGGAUAGUGAAUGGGAUUGAUGUGACGGAAUGGAACCCACAGUUAGAUGUUCAUUUACAAUCUGAUGGUUACACCAACUAUUCACUCGAGACACUUAAACCCGGAAAAGCACAGUGCAAGGAGGCUUUGCAGAAGGAACUUGGUUUGCCUGUUCGAUCGGACGUUCCAUUGAUUGGUUUCAUUGGGAGGCUAGAUGGUCAGAAAGGUGUUGACAUCAUUGCAGAAUCAAUUCCCUGGUUAAGCGGCCAAGAUGUGCAAUUAGUCAUGUUAGGUACUGGGAGGCCCGACCUUGAACAGAUGCUCCGGCAGUUUGAGAGUCAAUACCCGGAUAAAAUAAGGGGAUGGGUUGGGUUUUCUGUGAAGACAGCACAUCGGAUCACAGCUGGAGCCGAUAUUUUGCUCAUGCCUUCAAAAUUUGAGCCUUGUGGGCUUAACCAACUAUAUGCGAUGAAUUAUGGUACUGUUCCAGUUGUUCAUGCUGUUGGUGGACUGAGAGAUACUGUCCAACCUUUUGAUCCAUAUAAUAACACAGGCCUUGGUUGGACAUUCGACCGAGCUGAAGCAAAUCGUCUGAUUAAUGCUUUAGGGAACUGUUUAUUGACUUACCAUCAGUACAAGGAUAGUUGGGUAGGCCUCCAAAUACGCGGAAUGACACAAGAUCUUAGUUGGGACCAUGCUGCGGAGCUUUAUGAGGAAGUCCUCGUUGCUGCGAAGUACCAAUGGUGAUCUACCAUUACACUAAGUUGGCGCAAAAGUCUAUUCAUUCUACUAUAAGAAGGAACUUGAAUAUGGGUCUGUUAAGUAAAUAGGUUGAAGUCAAGAUGUGAGCUUCUUGCAUUUCUCUGAUUGCUGCUUUGAGUGUAAUCUCAUUCGGUGACACUUUAAAAUUGUACAUGAUAGCGGCGUCAAGCAACAAAUGCAAGGAGCGUUUUGUGGAAGAAUAAUAUCACUAUAUAGAACAUUAUACAGUCAAUCGUGCUCGUUCUUUUGAGUUGUUUUCAUCGUUAUCCUUUGAAUAACAACUUAUAGAAUGUCGAUGAAUGGCACUUUGCUGCCUAAUAAUAUUUUGCGCGGAGACAUUGUAAAAGGGAAAACUAGAUUGUUUUGCUUCCCCACGACUUGAUCACAAUGCUUUAAGUCAAUCGUAUCAUAAAGGUAGAUGUGCAGUCACCAAUGGAUGUCAGUUGUCAAUGCAAUUGCAAUAUGAAUACUCUACCAUUCCAUUGAAUUGCAACAUUUGUAUUUUAAAGUGAGUAACUUUUGUAUAGUAAAUAUAGCAAAUUUAAUGGAACAGUAAAUAUAGCAAAUUUGAUGAAACAAAUGAAGUAUUCUUUAUCGCAA
Messenger RNA from Amaranthus tricolor (Joseph's coat), 3231 nucleotides. Its product is annotated as granule-bound starch synthase 2, chloroplastic/amyloplastic-like. The transcript has 8 exons. The record is from RefSeq and is a predicted model, not a curated record. Gene Ontology annotation, molecular function: alpha-1,4-glucan glucosyltransferase (UDP-glucose donor) activity. Bases 205 to 2616 code for a protein of 803 amino acids. NCBI's taxonomy places the organism in Eukaryota, Viridiplantae, Streptophyta, Magnoliopsida, Caryophyllales, Amaranthaceae.